GGCGCAAAUUUCAAAACACAGCAGUUAAGCCAUAACCUAGGAUGAUAUAAAUAGGACGUGUAGCUCUGAGUCCCCAAACAUCGGUCCACAAUACCUUCAAGAGAAACUCGUUUGCUGAAACCUGACGGAAAGCUUCUACAUUCUCAUUGCAGGAAGUGUCACCAUUCGGAGUCUGUUGCACAAUGGAGACCUGCUCAAUUUGUUUACCCACCCAGCACCAAACAAAUCAUAAAAGAAACUAGCACACAGAGAGAGGGUUGCAAUAACCUCUGUUUUUACCACCCUUUCCCGGCCCCGUGUCUCUUGGCUGAGCCAACCACAUCCCGUUGUUUACAUUUUAAUUUCCCUAAUCUUCUUAAAGAAGACAGAAGGCCCUUCUGUUUUUUUGUAUUCACAAAAUUCACACAAACAUCAAUUUUGUGCCAAUUAUCUGAAAUAUUUCCAAAGGUAAUUUUUAAAAUUUAGAUAUGACGACUCUAGCUACUGUAACGUUGGCCACCACCGCGGCUGUGGCUGCGGCUGCUCAGGCCUACCUGCCAGACUACCUGUGGCUGCUGGUGCUGGGCUUCAUCAUCGCCUUCAUCCUGGCCUUCUCUGUGGGGGCCAACGACGUGGCCAACUCCUUCGGCACGGCGGUGGGCUCGGGCGUGGUCACACUCCGGCAGGCCUGCAUCCUGGCCACCAUCUUUGAGACGGUGGGCUCCGUGCUGCUGGGGUCGAAGGUCAGCGAGACCAUCCGCGAAGGCAUCAUCGAGGUCAAUAUGUACAACGGAUCGGAACACCUGCUCAUGGCCGGCUCAGUCAGCGCCAUGUUCGGUUCGGCUGUGUGGCAGCUGAUGGCUUCGUUUUUGAAGCUCCCCAUCUCUGGCACCCAUUGCAUUGUGGGUGCCACUAUCGGCUAUUCCUUGGUGGCCAAAGGUAAUCAAGGACUCAACUGGAUGGAGCUGCUCCGCAUUGUUGCUUCCUGGUUCCUGUCUCCCCUUCUGUCUGGCAUCAUGUCUGCAAUCCUCUUCUACUUCAUCCGUAUGUUCAUCCUGGCGAAGGAGGACCCGGUACCCAAUGGCUUGAAGGCUCUGCCUGUCUUCUAUGCAGUCACUAUGGCAAUCAACCUUUUCUCCAUCAUGUUCACGGGAGCUCCAGCGCUGGGGUUCCCGAACGUCCCGUGGUGGGUGACGCUCCUCAUAUCACUGGCCUGCGCCGCCCUCACCGCGCUCGUGGUCUGGUUCGCCGUCUGCCCCUACCUCAAGAGGAAGAUCGACCGUGAAAUCAAGUGCAGCCCCUCCGAGAGGCCGCUGAUGGAGAAACGGGACCCUGAGGCCCUGUGCCUGACGACGGUGCCCGAGGAACCCCCCAAACCCCCCACCCCCUCCCCGGAGCCCCCCGCCCAGCCGCCCCCCGCCGAGGAGCGCAGAGUCACCAUGUCCAUCGGGGGCUGUGACGACUGUGACGACAAGGAGGCCAAGGACACUGACUGCACCAACAACAACAUCCAGAACGGCAGCCCGCACGUCCAGUUCAGCACGGGCCCCGCCCACAUCCCCAGCAGCGGCUACAGCCAGUACCACACGGUGCACAAGGACUCGGGCCUGUACAAGGAGCUCCUGCACAAGCUGCACCUGGCCAAGGUGGGCGACUGCAUGGGCGAGUCGGGCGAGCGGCCCAUCCGCCGGAACAACAGCUACACCUCCUACACCAUGGCCAUCUGCGGCAUCCACGCGCACGGCGAGCUCCGCCCCCGCGACAGCGAGCCCCGCCCCCUGGGCGAGGAGCUGGCGCCGCUGGAGCGCAAGCGCGUGCGCAUCGACAGCUACACCAGCUACUGCAACUCCAUGGCCGAGAAGGGCGCCAGCGAGGGGCUGGACCUGGGGCUGGGAGAGGACCCUGUGGCGCUGGAGAUCCGGGACGGGGCCGCCGGCGGGCCGGGGGGAGGGCGCGGCUCGCCCGAGGACGACGCUGCUCCCGAGGACCGGCCCGAGGUCUCGCUGCUCUUCCAGUUCCUGCAGAUCCUCACCGCCUGCUUUGGGUCCUUUGCCCACGGGGGCAACGAUGUCAGUAACGCAAUUGGCCCGCUGGUUGCCAUCUGGUUGGUGUACCAGAGUGGCAAGGUGGUUGGUCCCACACCGGUCUGGCUGCUGCUGUACGGAGGCGUGGGCAUCUGCGCCGGGCUCUGGGUUUGGGGCCGCAGGGUCAUCCAGACAAUGGGCCGGGACCUGACCCCCAUCACCCCCUCCAGUGGUUUCAGCAUCGAAUUGGCCUCUGCAGUCACUGUGGUCGUCGCCUCCAACAUCGGCCUUCCUGUCAGCACCACCCACUGCAAGGUGGGCUCAGUGGUGGCCGUGGGCUGGCUUCGCUCCAGGAAGGCGGUGGACUGGCACCUGUUCCGGAACAUCUUCCUGGCGUGGUUCGUCACCGUGCCCAUCUCCGGCCUCAUCAGCGCCGCCAUCAUGGCGCUCUUCAUCUACGUCAUCAUCUGAGCGUUUCCGCACCACAGCCGCCCCCAGCGGGAACAGGGGCCUCCGUCUCCCACCUCCGCCAUCAGUCCCGGGACCCCCCUGCACCGGCAGCGGCUCCAAAAACCCCACCCCCCCACCUUACCAAACACCAUCCCGGGGCUCUCCACCUCUCUGUUCAUCAAAAGCUUUCUAUUGGUGGCAAACAAGGAGAGGGAGACUUCCAUUCCUCUUACUGGCUGUAUUUAAAAAAAAAAAAAAACAACAACAACAAAAAAAGAAACACUUGUUUGCUCAUUCUGUUCGUCUGGCUAGUUUGUUCUGUACCUUUGUUAUCUCUGCUGUAUAUUUUGCCAGUUGGCACCUCGCUCUUGUUAGGCUAGAAUGUAGUGACUUAAUUUUCUUUUUGGAUUUUUGUAAUUAUGUACAUACAAGUAAGUUCUUAGUUUUAUUUUAUACACAUAACAAGAUUGACAAAAGAGCAAUAACAAUGCAAUAUUAGCAAUUUUUUUUAUUUGUGACUCGCUAAUACCUAGGAUAAGCAGUAUUUUUUAGGUUCUAGUGAGCUAGUAAGGGCAUAUCUUGGCUUAGUUGUUUGUGUGUGUGUGUGUGUGUGUGUGUGUGUGCUGUGUUUGAUUGAGGGUGCGUGUGUUUCACUGAGAGUGUGUGUGUAAGUGAGUGAGUGACCGAGUGCGUUGGUAUCUCUAGACGCGUGUGUAGCGUGUGCUGAAUUUGGCUAUCUAUAAUUUUUUAAAAUAGUUUCACCAACAGGUAGUGGGCAGGCCUCCCUCCCUGUUACCUAGUAUUUUUGAGGUGAAUGAUUGACAGUGUGUCGUUGGAGGCCAAACGUAUCCCAUCACCCCCUCAGAUCACGCGUCUGCUAAUUGGAACUUGCCGCACUGUACAUGGCCUGUUUUAAACACAGCGAGAGUAAGCACCCUUUUGUGAUUGUAAAUUAAAUUGUUGCAAGUGUUGCCCUUAAUUUUCAUGCAGUUUCAAGUACUGUGUCUUCACAAUGUAAUACGCACACAUGCUGCUGGGAUUUCCCAAGCUGGUAGACCAUAUGAAUAUUAUUAAUAGAGAAGCUAUUCAGUACUGUCCCCAGUAAAUUAUUAUUAUUUUUUUUGUACUUGACUUACCGUGUUACUUAUUAUAAUCGCGUGCCCUUGUGAGACAGGGAAAUAUAAUAGAAAUGAGACACUGGUGCUGUUGCUUUUUGAACAGAGAGCAGUUGUAACUGGAAGAUAUCUUCUGGCCGUUCUCUCUGUAGGGAUGAUGGGCUCCCAGGAGCAUCGUCACCAGCCACAGUCUGGGCUAUUCCGUUUCCUCAUCAGUGUACUCUGAUUGGCUCUUGUCUGGUUUCUGUGCGAAAAAGUGGCAGCAGCAUUGUCCCAUAUCCAUUUUAUUAUUCCCGUUUCAAUGGGUUGGGUCUGUCUAGUUAAAGCCACCCAGACAGCUAAAUGCAUUUGUUGCCAUAAAACCCCUAUUCUCUCAGUCAGUGACCAUUGUUCAGCCAUCACAAAGGAAACAUCUCACCCACCUGACAUUUGAAACUUCUACAGCUACCGUAUUACUCCUGUUAGCUGCCGCACUCAAUUAACGCAUCUGUUGAAUAAACACCAUUGGGAUUUUGAAAUGCACGACACGGCGAUUAUUCAAAGUAGUAUGGUAUUAUUUGAACCAAAGGUUGUUUUUUUUUUUUAAACUGGCAAAUGGGAGAAAUUAAAAUACAAUAUUAUCUAAAUAUUAUGGCUGGUCUUGCUGUAGAACAGUGUUUAUUUAUUUAGCCGCUACACAGAUUUAAGCUUCAAAGUUCAAUAGCUUCGGUCUUGAAUUUUUCUUCACCUUUUUUGGGGGUGAGGGGGAGGGGUGUGGUAUUUAUCACGAGUACACUACUGCCACACCAACUGAAAGAGAUUUAGUGAAAUGUUGAAUGUCACAAUCUUUUCCUAUAGCUAAAGUAACAUCUCAAACAUUAAAAAGAACAUAUAGUGGUCGGACCUGAUUUUUACAAAAUAAAAGGUAAAAUUUAAAUGGGGUUAUUCCUAAAAGGAGUCUGAACAAGCAGCCCUUUCUGAAGACCUGUAAGGAGGAACACACAAUGUCUUUCUCAAUACAUGAGUAAAUAAAAUCAAUUAACUAAAAAUUACUACUAUUACUGUUAUUAUUAAUUUUAAUUGAAAGGGAUACAGAGAUUUCUUGGAGUAGAUGUAAAGUAGUUGAUAGUGAUUAGUGAGAAUGGGGUGUAGUCAUUUUGAGCUAAUUUAGAUUUAUAAGAAAAAAUAAUUUGCACCUUGAGGAUGGACUUUACGUAUGGCAAGACAAAUUCGAGACCGAAGGUAUAUCCGUAGGCUUCACUGAUGUUUAUAACGCUUUGCAAGCAUGAGACUUUAAUUGGAUAGUUAAAAAAAAAAAGUUCACUGACAAAUAUAAAUACUUUGACAGGCUUUUUGGGUUAAGAGAACAAAAUGAAAUGCAAAAUGACGGGGAUAAACAGUCUAACAUGAUGUAUGAUUACACAUUUUAGUUCCGUUAGAACUUGACCACACCGAAUCGUAGACGCGUGGUAGUUUUUAAUGUUCUGCUGAAAUUUGUCUGUAAGCCUGAUACUUGAAUUCAGUCGUCAUAUCCUCAUUCCAGUACCUCGUGUCCGGCGGGGAAGGGGACAGAGUUGUCUCAGAAGACCCUGAACCGCGUGAAUCGGGCUCGGAACAUGGGGCCGUUUUGUUUGGUGCAGAGGAAGAACGCCUUCACCGGUCUGGGUGCUGUUUGAAGUGUUCUUGUGCUGGGUAGAUUGGAUGCAAAUACCAGUUGGUUCUGCUGGGCUGAGGAGAACAUUGCUGUUGUGAAGCCGCGAUCGGUAUUAUUAUCUUGGCUGGGAUUCACUCAAGCAAUUAGUCGCUGUAGAUGCCUUAUUAUCAUUAUUAUAUAUAUAUUUUUUAGGUACCAAAGAACAGACUGGAGAGUGUUAGAUUUGUACCAAUAUACAGGUGCAAGUAAUCUCUAUUUACUGGGCUUUGACAAAUGGGACGAAAAAAAAAAUUGUGAUGGAUGAAAAAUUAAAAAAAAUUUUGAACACGU
Molecule: messenger RNA, 5531 nt
Organism: Anguilla anguilla (European eel)
Lineage: Eukaryota; Metazoa; Chordata; Actinopteri; Anguilliformes; Anguillidae
Gene: slc20a1b
Product: solute carrier family 20 member 1b
Exons: 11
Coding region: 468-2474 (668 amino acids)
Biological process (GO): phosphate ion transmembrane transport
Cellular component (GO): membrane
Molecular function (GO): phosphate transmembrane transporter activity
Source: RefSeq, a predicted model, not a curated record